Molecule: messenger RNA, 1017 nt
Organism: Papilio machaon (common yellow swallowtail)
Lineage: Eukaryota; Metazoa; Arthropoda; Insecta; Lepidoptera; Papilionidae
Gene: senju
Product: UDP-galactose transporter senju
Exons: 4
Coding region: 1-1017 (338 amino acids)
Biological process (GO): pyrimidine nucleotide-sugar transmembrane transport
Cellular component (GO): Golgi membrane
Molecular function (GO): UDP-galactose transmembrane transporter activity
Source: RefSeq, a predicted model, not a curated record
AUGUCAGGCACUCGGGUGGUUUUGACUGAUCACGUGAUCAAAGUACUGCGAGUGCCUUACCUCGAAAACGCCAGCGUUUUUGUGACUGCUUCGAAAACUGAAAAUGGUGGAUACGAUUACAACACUACACUUGUUGUAUUCCUUUCAGAAUUUCUAAAAUUAAUAAUAUCGGCUACAUUUUACACAUUAAAAAGAGAAAAUAAGCCGCACAUUUUUAAAGCAAUUGCAAUAAACUACAAUCUUCUUUUGCUGUAUUUUAUACCAUCUUUGUUGUAUUGUUUUUACAACAACUUGGCAUUUAUUAAUUUAUCUCAUUAUGACCCUACAUCAUAUUAUAUUCUCCUGCAAUUCAGGGUUGUCCUUACUGCAUUAUUAUUUCAGUUCCUGUUUAGCAAGAAGUUAACAUCUAUGCAAUGGAUCUCUUUAGUCAUAUUAACAUUAGGAUGUAUGAUUAAAAAUUUUGAUGCGGCAACUGUACAAUCUGACGAUGAUACAGAUAUAUGGCUACAAAUUUUUAAUAUAUACUUUUUAUCAAUAAAUUUUCAAAAUUUCUGCUCUUGUUUAGCCGGUACUUAUAAUGAAUAUUUAUUGAAAACCAAAGGUUCUAAUGUAGAUAUAUUUUUACAAAAUGUAUUUAUGUAUCUCGAUUCUGUUAUUUGUAAUUUAUUUAUUUUAAUGUACAAAGGGGAAUUAGGCAAUAUCUUUCGUGAUAUGGAGUCUUUAAAAGAUAUAACUGUAGUAUUAAUUACUGUGAACAGUGCCAUUGUCGGUAUAGUAACUAGUUUUUUCUUGAAGAAUUUAAAUUCAAUUUUAAAAACAUAUGCUAGCGCUUUGGAACUUAUUAUAACAGCUGUUGUAUGUUAUAUACUAUUUCAUAUUGUUAUUACAGGCUUCACUAUCAUAUCAAUAUGUCUGGUUAGUGUUGCUGUUGCAAUGUACUUUAAGAAUCCUGUUAAUAAUACAAACAUCUCAAAUGAUAAAGAUAAACAACCGCUGUUAGAAAUUGUGACUGAUUAA